AUGAGCUUACAAGAGUUCUUCACUGAUGAAUCAUUCGGAGGGUCCUGGGCAGAUGACGAUAUUGAUAUUGCAUCGAUAUCAGUCCCAAUCGAAAAGCAUAAGCAUUACUCGGGAUACGGAGACAGUUUUGGUAGCGGUGGUGGGGACCGUCACUAUGGAGGGGGACCCUCAGGCGGUGGAUAUGCACAUGGAGACGAUGGCCCCCCAUAUAUCAUCAAAUUGGUCAACCUUCCGAUAUCUGGAGAUGAUUCGUUCGUGGAGGAUCUUUUCCGUAGUAGAUAUACUCAAUAUGUCAAAUUCAAGAUCGUGGUGGACCCAGUGUCCAAUAUUCUCGAGACCAAGAUAAUCAAAAAGGUAGCGUUUGUUGAGUUGCAUUCUUUCCUGGACUUGCAAAAAACUCUCAAAUGGACAGACUUAUAUUACAAGGAUAGACGGAAGGUGGUUGUCGAAAAGGCAGAUUUCAGAGACUUCCAGCAUUGCAUCCAAUUCAACCAGCAACAUGAACAGGACAUAAGGGAAAUUACUGAGGAUUUUAUGAACCAAAAGAAUCAGCCAUAUAACCAUAACCAUACCAAUAAUGGCUACGGAUCACCUGAGAGGUUGCACAGUAACGUGAGAGUACUUCAAAAAGGAGGUCCAUUGAACCCCUAUGCUCAAAUCCACUCUCAACCUCCCUUGGGCCAUGCACAUCACCCUCACUUAUCAGCACUGGAGUUACCACCACUUCAGCCUCCUAAACCAGCUGACCCACCCAAGAAGUUUAAUCCAUUUGGAGCUGCUAGACCGGUAGAUGUAGUUGCCAAACAACAUGAAAUUGAGAAAAAGCUUAUAAUGGUGAACCACACUACGAUAAAAACCAUAGGGGAAGAGACUGCUACCGAGCCACACCAUCAGAAACGUUCAUCUGUAGUCAAGAAAAGCAGUGUACCAGAAGCCGUUGUUCCUGUGGCACCUGUACCAAAAACUAGUGUAGAUUUAGCUGCACCACCUCCACCAGUUUCCGAUAAGCCCAAAUAUUCACCAGCUCCUGUUCCAACGUCAGCAUAUGGUGCUGAUGGAAAAAGUGGUUUUAGUCUUGCUGAGAUGUUGAGCUCGAAACACACAGACAAUAAAAGUGGAAGAUCUUCUCCAGCAAAGAACACAACACCAAAGUUGGUUCCAUCCAAGCCGAUUAUAUUAAAGAAAAAGAUUGUUGCAGCUGUUCCUACUCCAGAGAAAGAAACAGAAAUUCUUAAAGAAGAAAUUCAGAUUGAACCUAACUCUGUAAAUGACGUGAUUAUUGUAACAGAUGAUGGCAGUAAUGUUGAAUUGGUCAACUCUGGUGCUGAACAUGCUAACAAGUCCCAAGUAGUGAAGUCUUUUGUUAGGGCAGAAACUAUUGAUAAAUUGACAAACGUUGAACCUACAUCGAAGACCAAGGAGGAACUUGCCUCAAUUCUUCAGAGGAACGAAGCAAAGAAAGACACGAAACAUCAUGGUACAUCUAAGUAUAAGAACCAUGAAUCUUCGGGAAGGCGUCCUUCUGAUUCUUAUCCAAAUUCUUCUCACCAACAUUUUAGUAAUCAACAUUACUACAAUCCACAUCAGAAUCAAAAUCAUAACCAGCAACAACCUGGCCAACCAUUCAAUAGUAGAUCUACUUACAGAAGAGCUUCAGAUGCAGGCUCAGUUAAGUCUGGUGGCGAAAGUGAGGAGGUGAACGACUUAGAAGUGAAUGGCAUUGACGGCUCCAGACCCCAAACAAUAAGAGGUAGAGGUAGGGGAGCGACUAGAGGAAUUAGAGGAGGAAGAGGACGUGGAAGAGGUAGAGGAGGGCUCGGUCAUGAGUAUAGUUCUCGUGAAUUUGUAAAGGAAGAAUCCAAAGAUCCAAUUCAUGAGGUGAUUUUGAAGGAAAACCAAAUUGAUUUGAAGGCGAGUGACAAUGAAGCCAUGGUGCCAAAGAGUGCUGAGAUUAAGGAUGAUCAGAAAAUUCCCAGAGAAAGAACAAAGAAAGAGUUUAAGCCCAAGCAACGGGUACUUAGGGAAGCACGAGAACCCAGAGAACCCAGAGAACCCAGAGCACCCAGGGCAACCAAAGCAUCCAAAGGACCUAAAGAACUCAAAGAGCCAAAGGAAGCAAAGGGGCCAAGGGAACCGAGAGAACCUACGGAAGCAAAGGCGCCACAAGAUUUCAAAGAAUCUAAGGAAUUCAAAGAACUCAAGGAAUCCAAGGUGACAAAAAAGCCCAAAGAAUUCAAAGCAAUCGAAGCUAACGAGGUCUCUGAGUCCAAAAAAAGUGAAUCAACAAAAGAAGAUGAUAAGAGCUUUAGUGAAGGUGACACUUUUUCAAAUAGAGGAGGUAGAGGACGUGGGAGCAUAAGAGGAGGGUUUAGAGGCAGAGGCAGGGCUGCUUCUAGAGGAGGAGUGAAAGGUAGAGGAAGAGGUGGUAGAGGCAGGGGUAGCCCCCUCGAGAAUGGUUCAGAUUCAAAAGCAGUUCCUCCUGCUAACACUAUUUCUGAAUAA
Dujonia railenensis is the source of this 2502-nucleotide messenger RNA. NCBI's taxonomy places the organism in Eukaryota, Fungi, Ascomycota, Pichiomycetes, Serinales, Debaryomycetaceae. The record is from the annotation of a GenBank genome assembly.